UUCCCUCGCUUGUCCCCGCUCUCGCGCUGCUUCCGCCCGCCGCCCGCUGCUGUCGUCUGUCAGCUCCCUCGCGCUACCGGCUGCGGGAUAAGGCAAGCUUGUCGCUCGCCUAGUCGCCUUGGUGCUUCCAGGCAGCGCUUCCUCUGCAUUGCAAUUGCAUUGCACAUCGGAACCAAUGGAUUCCUCUAGAGGCGCCAUCCGCUUCCUCGUCCACCGCCGCGUGCUGCUCCUGCUGCUGCUCGUCGCGUCGUCGUCCCUCGUCGGCACGUCGCGUGGCAGGGAGGCGCAGCCGCUGCCCGUGGCGGCGGCGGCCACGGUCCUCGGCAGCAGGCGCGCGCCGGAGCGGCACGGGCUGGCGCUGGACUUCUACGCCAAGACGUGCCCCGCGGUCGACCAGAUCGUCGGCAACGUCACCGCCGCCAGGUACAGGGACUUCCCCGCCGCCGGACCCGCCGUGCUCCGCCUCUUCCACCACGACUGCUUCGUCGAAGGGUGUGACGCGUCCGUUUUGAUCGCGCCGACGGCCGACGCGGCCGCGCGCUCGCCGCCCAGGGUGGAGCGCGACGUGGAGGAGAACAGGAACCUGCCGCAGGAGGCGUUCGACACGGUGGAGCUUGCCAAGGCCGCCGUGGAGAGCAAGUGCCCCGGCAUCGUCUCCUGCGCCGACGUCCUCGCCCUCGCCGCCCGAGACUACGUCCAGCUGGCAGGUGGGCCGUAUUACGCGGUGAAGAAGGGCCGUAAGGACAGCAAGGUGUCCCUGGCGGGGAAAGUCCGGGGCAGCCUCCCGCGGGCCAACUCGACGGUGGACGAGCUCCUCCGCGUGUUCGCGGGCAAGGGCCUGGGCGCGGCGGACCUGGUGGCGCUGUCCGGCGCGCACACCGUCGGCUUCGCGCACUGCGUCCACGUGCUGGGCCGCAUCUACGACUUCCGGGGCACGCGGCGGCCGGACCCGCUGAUGGACGGCCGCCUCGUGAAGGCGCUCCGGAUGUCUUGCCCGUCGUCGGGCGGCAGCGCCCGCGUCGUGGUGCCCUUCGACGUGAGCACGCCGUUCCAGUUCGACCACGCCUACUACGGCAACCUGCAGGCGAGGCUCGGCCUGCUGGCUUCCGACCAGGCGCUGUUCCUGGACGCGCGGACCAGGCCGCUCGUGCAGGACCUCGCCGGCAACAAGACCCGCUUCUUCCAGGCGUUCGUGGCCAGCAUCGACAGGAUGGGCUCCAUCCGGAUCAAGAAGGGCAGGAAAGGGGAGGUCAGGAAAGUCUGCAGCCAGCACCUGUUGUCAGCCUGAUGAUCCAUCUGCAGCAGCAAGCAUGGCAGCAUGUCGUUGCGUGAUUUAGGCCUUGUUUAGUUCCCAAAAAUUUUCAAGAUUCCUCGUCAAAUCGAAUCUUUGGUCGCAUGCAUGGAGCAUUAAAUAUA
Messenger RNA from Sorghum bicolor (sorghum), 1416 nucleotides. Its product is annotated as peroxidase 19. The transcript has 3 exons. Gene Ontology annotation, molecular function: heme binding; peroxidase activity. The record is from RefSeq and is a predicted model, not a curated record. Gene Ontology annotation, biological process: response to oxidative stress; hydrogen peroxide catabolic process. The coding region runs from base 176 to 1288 and encodes 370 amino acids. Lineage: Eukaryota; Viridiplantae; Streptophyta; Magnoliopsida; Poales; Poaceae.